Molecule: messenger RNA, 1894 nt
Organism: Salvia hispanica
Lineage: Eukaryota; Viridiplantae; Streptophyta; Magnoliopsida; Lamiales; Lamiaceae
Product: omega-3 fatty acid desaturase, chloroplastic
Biological process (GO): lipid metabolic process
Molecular function (GO): oxidoreductase activity, acting on paired donors, with oxidation of a pair of donors resulting in the reduction of molecular oxygen to two molecules of water
Source: RefSeq, a predicted model, not a curated record
CAUAGAUGGUGGGGAAGGAAAGAGAGGAGAAAUAGAGCCUCAAAUUGGGUUAUAUAAAUGAAUCACAUUCACCUCAGAUUCUAAGCCUCAACAAAAUCAAGUUGGGAUUCUUGAAUUUGAGGUUUGUAUCACUUCCAUUAUCCAUCCAUUUUCUGCUGAUUAUACAUACACAUCUACAUACAUAUUCUGCAAGCCCUCAACUCCACACACAUUCUCUCUCCCACCCCAGUUACAGAAACUGAUAAAGGUGCGAUCUUUACCAUUUUCAGAUUUGGGGUGUUGAAAUGGCCAGUUGGGUUCUGUCAGGAUGUGGUCUAAAGCCACUUCCAAGAAUCUACCCUAUGCCAAGAACUGUCUCCAGUCCCAACCCCUCAAAGCUGAGAAUUUCAACAGCAGAUUUCUCCAGUGAUUCCAGCUCAUUGUGCAGUGUUGGGAGAGGGAGGAAUUGGGGUUUGAAUGUGAGUGCCCCACUGAGAUUUCAGGAGGUGGGGGAGGAGGAGAAUGAGGAGAGGGAGAGUGAGGUGGUAAAUGGUUUUGGUGGUGGUGAUGGAUUUGACCCUGGUGCACCACCCCCAUUCAAGCUGGCUGAUAUUAGGGCAGCCAUUCCUAAACAUUGUUGGGUCAAGAAUCCAUGGAAGUCCAUGAGCUAUGUUGUGAGAGAUGUUGCUGUGGUUUUUGGAUUGGCUGCUGCUGCUGCCUAUUUGAACAACUGGGCUGUGUGGCCUCUCUACUGGUUUGCUCAGGGAACUAUGUUUUGGGCUCUGUUUGUUCUUGGCCAUGAUUGUGGACAUGGGAGCUUUUCCAAUGAUCCAAAGCUGAAUAGUGUUGCUGGUCACCUGCUUCACUCUUCCAUCCUUGUUCCUUAUCAUGGAUGGAGAAUUAGUCACAGGACACACCAUCAGAACCAUGGACAUGUUGAGAAUGAUGAAUCUUGGCAUCCAUUGUCUGAGAAGAUAUACAAGCAAUUGGAUUUUGUGACCAAGAAGUUGAGGUUCACAUUGCCUUUUCCCAUGUUGGCUUAUCCCAUCUAUCUGUGGAGCAGAAGUCCAGGGAAGAAAGGCUCUCAUUUCCAUCCAGACAGCGAUUUGUUCGUUCCCAACGAGAGGAAAGAUGUCAUUACAUCGACAGUUUGUUGGACAGCAAUGGUUGCAAUUCUCGCAGGGCUAUCUUUCGUUAUGGGUCCUCUUCAGUUGCUCAAACUCUAUGGCAUACCUUACUUCGGAUUCGUGGCGUGGCUUGAUCUAGUUACCUACCUGCAUCACCAUGGCCACGAGGAUAAGCUCCCUUGGUACCGAGGAAAGGAGUGGAGUUACCUGAGAGGGGGGCUCACAACGCUUGAUCGCGACUAUGGAUGGAUAAACAACAUCCACCACGACAUAGGGACACACGUUAUACAUCACCUCUUCCCCCAAAUCCCGCACUACCAUUUGAUAGAAGCAACGGAAGCAGCAAAGCCGGUGCUCGGAAAAUAUUAUAAGGAGCCUCAGAAAUCAGGCCCUCUUCCAUUAUACUUGUUGGGAGUCCUCGCAAAGAGCAUGAAAAAGGAUCAUUAUGUGAGUGACACGGGCGACAUUGUGUACUACCAGACCGAUCCUAAGCUGAACUAAACCUCAACAUGUCCAUCGGUAUAUCUAUAACAAAUCGAUAAAUAUGAGACGUGGAGGCUGCUGGGCUCGGAAUCAGCUCUCGGAACCUCUAAGGGGUUGUCUUCUAGCUGCAGACUCGAUUUUUUCGCCCUCCGGUGGAGAGUUAUAUAGUUAUUACAAGAUUAAAAAAGAUUGAUGUGUAUUUCUAUAAAGAUGUAAUGACUGAUUUCUUGAUGCUAUUGUAGUAGUGAUAUGUUUACAUGUAAACUAGUGUUUGACAUAUGAAUACUAUGAAAUAAUUAUAUUCA